This is a messenger RNA of Radiomyces spectabilis, 1434 nucleotides long. RefSeq lists its product as uncharacterized. Gene Ontology annotation, molecular function: enzyme binding. The coding region runs from base 163 to 1377 and encodes 404 amino acids. Gene Ontology annotation, biological process: interstrand cross-link repair; meiotic DNA double-strand break processing; resolution of meiotic recombination intermediates. The transcript has a single exon. The record is from RefSeq and is a predicted model, not a curated record. Gene Ontology annotation, cellular component: Slx1-Slx4 complex. NCBI's taxonomy places the organism in Eukaryota, Fungi, Mucoromycota, Mucoromycetes, Mucorales, Radiomycetaceae.
CGUCAACCAUAUCAGCAGCUCGUCGUCAAUGGAUGCAUGAAAAGAGAACCGUAAUGAAAUUCCCUUUUUUUUCACGUUCCGAUCACGAAAGGUCCGCUUCAGUUGUUCCCUGCGAUUCGUCUUAUUAUUUUUUUUCUCUCGUUCACUUAUCAGUGGCAUAUAAUGCCCAAUGACAGCACCAAUGGCCAGAGUAGUAAUCCUUCAUUGAAACGACAGAAAUCGUUGUCCAUGUCUCGAUCACGUAAAAAAACGGCUCCAUCGACAUUAUUGCCAGAGGAACCGGUGGAAUCGACAGAUCAAGCUGCGCCGUCCGCGCAUUUCGAUACGUAUCUCUGUCCCAUCUGUGGCCAAGACCUGACUCUUGUCAGAUCGAGUCUUUUGCGGCAAAGGCACGUCGAGCAGUGCUUGGAUCAACCUCAUGAACCAGUCCAAACGUCUGAAUCGGUUCCAGGAGAACUCGAAUUCGAGUACUGUGUGUUCUGUGGCAAAGACAUUGCUCGACUCAGCGACACCAUUCGCACCUCCCAUGUCAAUCAGUGCCUUGACGAAUUGGCUCGAGAAGAAGAAGAAAACCGAAAACGGGAAAAAACGGAACUGCGAGAAAAGCAGUUGACGUCUUUUGCCGGUCAAGAUAUUCCCUUUCUAAAGGAACUGGAGAUCUGUCCCUGUUGUCACGAAAUUGAACCUUUUGUCCGUCAACCGACCCUGAAGCAAAAAGUGACUCAUAUCAAGCAAUGUGCACGCAGCCGCAACAUUAGUAUGCCUCAGCUCAUUCGCAAAUUUCAGUGGAUUCAAUGGGGACAUCAACCGUUGUCUGGCUCUUCCACUACCGCUUCUAUUGCGCAUGCUCCCGCCCCCGUUCCGCCAACUAUACCCAUCAAGAUGGCCGCCACCAGCCUUGUCGACGAUGAUAUGGAAGAUGAUUUUAGUACAUCGGUCGUCAUUCAUCGCACCGCACAAACCGUCAUCAAACCCAGCCGAAAGCAGGAUCUUUUGGACGACGAGCUUCAAUUGGCGCUGGGCAUGUCACGCUCCAUGCAUGAAAAAGCAUUUCCAUCUAGUACCAAAAAGAAGGAUCGAUUCCGAAACGCCAAUCGCAACAUUGCCGAUAUUCUUUCCAUUGAUGAUUCGCGCCAGCUGGUGAUGCAAGAACUGCAGACAUUAAUUUUACCCUCGGCCAUAGCCGCUCGAGACUUGACGGAUCCCAAUCCACCUCCAUUGCCGUCGCAACUCCCUUCCAAAAUGGCCUCCACUUGCACGGGAACGCAUCCAUCACUGUGGCGAUUAGCCGCUGGUCGCUAUCGCGAUGCCAUGGAGGCCAAUGAUACCGUUUUUACAUGCCAUUUCAUGAAGCACUUGUCCCGUCAAGUCCCUUAGAUCAUUACUCCAUAUUCGCAUUUUAAUAAUAUUUUCACUGUCGCAUAUACACAAUGG